AUGUUGCCACUUGGGAAGGUUCUUACCCUUGCGGUCAGCGGCGAUGGUCGGUACUUGGCUUCCGGAGGCCGAGAUCGCCUCAUCAACGUGUGGGAUUGUCGUACCGACACCUUGGUGGAGACAUUCCGUGGCCACCAGGACACGGUGUCCUCUCUCGCGUUCCGGGCCAACAGCCUGGCGCUCUUUUCGGGGUCUCACGAUCGAUGCGUCAAGGUCCGACUAUGGAAAGUGCUGGAGGAUAGCCACCUCGUGUUCCGCCCUGUUGGGGGGGGUAGCAUAGACUGCGUCAGGAUGCUCAACGAGGACUGGUUCACGACGGGGGGUGAAGAUGGGAGUCUCGCGCUUUGGUUCGCCAUGAAGAAGAAACCCGCGGUGCUGGUGCCGGCGGCGCACGGGUACAGCGCGGUGGGCAUCCCGCGGUGGAUUAGUGCAAUCGGCUGCCUCAAGCAGUCGGACCUCGUGGUCAGCGGCUCCAACGACGGGUCGGUCCGAUUGUGGCGUGCGGACGUUGAGGCGAGAUCGCUGGAGCAAGUGGCAUCUGUGCCGCUGGAAGGGUUUGUCAACGGGCUUGCUGUGUCGUCCACUGGCAAGUUCUUGGUAGCAGCGGUAGGGCAAGAGCAUCGACUCGGGCGGUGGGAGCACCAAAAGAAGGCCCGGAACGAAAUAUGUGUGGUGCCGCUCCCUUCCGGGGUGGAAGACGAGGGUGCCGUCGCAAUGGACACCGAGAGCGCGGAGGAAGACCAGGGUGAUAUUGAUGGGGAGGAAGCCGGAUAG
This is a messenger RNA of Ectocarpus sp. CCAP 1310/34, 774 nucleotides long. Lineage: Eukaryota; Phaeophyceae; Ectocarpales; Ectocarpaceae. The record is from the annotation of a GenBank genome assembly.